This is a messenger RNA of Eruca vesicaria subsp. sativa (arugula), 1788 nucleotides long. Lineage: Eukaryota; Viridiplantae; Streptophyta; Magnoliopsida; Brassicales; Brassicaceae. The record is from the annotation of a GenBank genome assembly.
AUGAUUGGAAAAGUUGUUGUCUCGGUGGCCUCUGUCCUCUUAUUGGUAGGAGUAGCCAUAGGAGUCGUUGUUAUCAUUAAUAAAAAUGACAACACUCCCUUGUCUCCUCAGAUGAAAGCCGUUCAAGGUAUUUGCCAAGCGACUACUGACCAAGCCUCAUGUGUCAAGACUCUUGAGCCAGUCAAGAGCGAUGACCCACACAAGCUGAUCAAGGCCUUCUUGCUUGCUACACAAGAUGCUAUAACCAAAUCAUCAAAUUUCACGAGUAAAACCGAGGGAGACUUGGGUUCGAGUAUCUCACCAAACAACAAGGCCGUUCUUGAAUACUGCAAGAAAGUUUUCAUGUACGCCCUUGAGGAUCUCGGUACUAUACUUGAGGAAAUGGGUGAAGAUCUAAACCAGAUCGGUAGCAAGAUCGACCAGCUAAAACAAUGGAUAAUCGGUGUCUACAAUUACCAAACCGAUUGUCUUGAUGAUAUUAAAGAAGAUGAUUUGAGAAAGACUAUUGGAGAAGGCAUUGCGAACUCCAAGAUUCUCACUGGCAAUGCUAUCGAUAUCUUCCACACCGUCGUCAGCGAGAUGGCCAAGCUUAACGUCAAGGUUGAUGAUUUCAAGAACAUGACAAGCGGAGUCUUUUCUCCUUCCGACAAAGGAGCAGCUCCCGUCAACAAAGAAACUCCUCCUGUUGUUGAUACUCCCGUGGCUGACCCAGAUGGUCCUUCUCGUCGUCUCCUUGAAGACAUUGACGAAACCGGAGUCCCAAAAUGGGUUUCAGGUGCAGACAGGAAGCUCAUGGCUCAUGCUGGACGUGGACGAAGACGUGGUGGUGGUACUAGAAUCAGAGCCAACUUUGUUGUGGCCAAGGAUGGAAGCGGACAGUUUAACUCGGUCCAACAAGCUGUUAACGCUUGUCCCGAUAAAAACCCUGGCCGAUGCAUCAUCUACAUUAAGGCUGGUAUCUACAGAGAGCAAGUUAUUAUCCCUAAGAACAAGAACAAUAUCUUCCUGUUCGGAGAUGGUGCAAGAAAGACUGUUAUCACUUACAACAGAAGUGCUGGCCUCACUCCUGGAACCACCACUUCUCUUAGUGGCACAGUCCAGGUCGAAUCUGAAGGAUUCAUCGCCAAAUAUAUUGGAUUCAAGAACACAGCCGGUCCAAAUGGGGAACAAGCCGUGGCCAUCCGAGUCAAUGGAGACCGUUCUGUCCUCUUCAACUGUAGAUUCGACGGCUACCAAGACACACUAUACGUCAACAAUGGUCGUCAAUUCUACAGAAAUUGUGUCAUCUCAGGAACAGUAGAUUUCAUCUUCGGAAAAUCAGCAACCGUUAUCCAAAACUCACUCAUCGUCGUUCGUAAAGGAAACAAAGGACAGUACAAUACCAUCACAGCAGACGGAAACGAAAGAGGAUUCGCCAUUAAAAGCGGUAUCGUCCUCCAACACUGCCGCAUCGUUCCGGACAGGAAACUAGCGGCAGAGAGGUUUACCGUAGAGUCAUACUUGGGAAGGCCAUGGAAAAAAUACUCGACCACUGUGGUCAUCAACACUGAGAUCGGUGAUUUGAUCAGACCAGAAGGUUGGAGUAUAUGGGAGGGUGCAAGUUUCCACAAGUCAUGUAAGUACAUUGAAUACAACAACCGUGGACCAGGAGCUAACACUAAUAGGAGAGUUAACUGGGCUAAGAUCGCUAGGACUGCAGGUGAAGUUAAGCAGUUCACUGUGGCUAACUGGUUAAGUCCCGUUUACUGGAUUCAACAAGCUAAUGUACCUGUCACACUUGGAUUCUAA